AUGAGUAACCCUCAAUUGGCUGACUGGGCAAAGGAAACCUAUGGCCUUCAGAAAGUUUCUGAUGCUUCUACAAUCUCGAAAAUUUUGAAGAGAGGAGACCAGGGCUUAAUAAUGCAAGCCAACCAAAUCGAAGAAGCAGUGAUUCUUUGGAUCAACAUUGCUGAAAAUAAUCAGAUUCCCAUCACUUGGGAAUUGAUUAAGACUAAAGCUACUAUUUUUGCUGAAAGAAUAGGCGUUAAUGAUUUUAAUGCUUCUCAAGGCUGGAUGGAGAAGUUUGGAAAGCAUCAUUGUAUCAAGAUGAAUCGAAUUCAUGGUGAGGCUGGUUCAACAGACAUAGAGUCGCUUCAGAUUGACAAGACUGCUAUCAAAGAGAAGAUAGAGGCUUAUAGUGCUUGUGACAUCUAUAACUUUGAUGAAACAGUACUUUUCUAUGCCGCCUCACCAAGAACAACAAUUUCCCGCCAGAAAUUUUCUGGUUGGAAGGAAAAUAAGAAGCGGCUUACAGUAGGCCUUUUGUGCAAUGCCGAUGGAACAGACAAGUGGUCUGACAUAUUGAUGAUUGGUCAUGCAAGAAGACCAAACUGUUUUAACAAAAACAAUAAAAAACAAGAGGCAGUAGAUCAUGGAUUUUCUAUGUAUCAUUACAACAGUAAUGCCUAUAUGACACAAUCAAUCUUCCAAGUUUUUCUCCAUCGCUUUGAUUGUUCAAUGAAAGCGCAAAACUGCAAAGUGCUUUUGAUCCUUGAUAAUUUCUCUGGCCAUAUAGUAAAUUAUGUGCCUACAAAUGUUGAGCUUCUUUUUCUGCCUCCAAACACCACGUCCCAUCUUCAGCCAUUGGAUAGUGGUAUCAUUUGGGCUUUUAAGGCUUAUUUCAAGCGUAAACAGUAUGCCAAGGCAUAUCAGUAUAUUGGCAUGAUUCAAAAUGACCAACAAAAUAAGAUUGGGGCCAUUGAUAAAAUCUUUGAAAUUGAUCAAUUGUGGGCCAUGAAAGAGAUAAGAGAGGUUUAG
Molecule: messenger RNA, 1008 nt
Organism: Phycomyces blakesleeanus NRRL 1555(-)
Lineage: Eukaryota; Fungi; Mucoromycota; Mucoromycetes; Mucorales; Phycomycetaceae
Product: Homeodomain-like DNA binding domain-containing transcription factor
Exons: 2
Coding region: 1-1008 (335 amino acids)
Cellular component (GO): nucleus
Molecular function (GO): DNA binding
Source: RefSeq, a predicted model, not a curated record